AUGGCGUCGAGCAAAGCCCACUUGGAGCGACAAGGCGAAAUUAUGCAAAUGUGGGUGGAGAAUACGGGUCCAUUUAAGUGCCCUAUCAGGAAAUCCAGACUGUGCUUUGAGUUUUUGCAGGGUUCGGGCAAGUGGACUGCCUAUAUGAACUCGAUCUAUCUGGAUGAAAAGUGGACAAGUUGGGCUGAAGGAAUGGGGAUGGUGUCCACCGACGCAGAAGAGGAACACGGCGGCCAGAUCUACGAGGCCACUGUCUCCAAAUACACCAGGCAGCUUCCAACAUUGACAAGAUGGGAGGGCCGAAUUGGACGAGGUGUGAUUGUCACUGACAAGUUCAGAAGAGAAAAGGGAUCCGGAGAUCCGUAUAUGUCUGACAUUAUGAAAAGCGUGUACGAGUUUCAUUUUCCUAUCGAGAGUCUCAAGCAUGUUGUUUUUGCCAGUGUAAUCGAGAAGGCUACCUAUGGGUUUAUCACCAGUGAGAUUUACGGUCCUCACAGGUCUUACACGCCAUUGGAUGAGCCGCGCAUAUGGGAAAAUCCUUCUCCGGAAUUUCGUGGCAUUCUUGGAACACCUAUCGGCAAGGUCGCCGGUUCAUUUGUCAUUGGGGCUUAUGGCCGAGGCCUCAAGCGGAUUGUGCGGAUUGUCACAUUUUAUACGGAUUAUGCACUUAAUGUGCAAUUUGAUCUCGAGUACCUUCGGUAA
Molecule: messenger RNA, 702 nt
Organism: Penicillium brevicompactum
Lineage: Eukaryota; Fungi; Ascomycota; Eurotiomycetes; Eurotiales; Aspergillaceae
Exons: 1
Coding region: 1-702 (233 amino acids)
Source: RefSeq, a predicted model, not a curated record